Molecule: messenger RNA, 1989 nt
Organism: Ophidiomyces ophidiicola
Lineage: Eukaryota; Fungi; Ascomycota; Eurotiomycetes; Onygenales; Onygenaceae
Gene: HCM1
Product: Forkhead transcription factor
Exons: 1
Coding region: 1-1989 (662 amino acids)
Biological process (GO): regulation of transcription by RNA polymerase II
Molecular function (GO): DNA-binding transcription factor activity, RNA polymerase II-specific; RNA polymerase II cis-regulatory region sequence-specific DNA binding
Source: RefSeq, a predicted model, not a curated record
AUGAAGGAUUUCCACCGUCGAUCUCCCGUCAAGUCUCACCACACGCCGGAUGCGACUGCCUCUGGGCCAGAUAAAUUCGACUUCGUUCCCAUCUCUGCGCCCCAUCCGGCUCACGUCCCGGCAACUGGAUCCCCUAUGAAGAAGCCUCAGUUCUUCUCGUACACCGAGGUCGCAAGCCAGGCUGCACGACAGCCCCUAUUCACUAUGUUUUCCAGCGUUCCGGAUGGUGGGCUACCCGCACCACGCCGCCAGUCGCUCUCUGAGCCUUUUACUGAAGUAAUUGCCCCUCCUUAUGUACCCCAAAGCUCGGUGAAGCGCUCUCCAGCAGAGAGCGUCACAGGCAAGGAUCGGUCGAAGAAGCAGAAACGCGACGGAAAGUUCACCACCCACCUGCCUGCGCCCCAUGAGAUGCCGCCAGUUGAAGAUGAUGGCACGAAACCGCCCUUUAGCUACGCCAUCUUGAUUGGGAUGGCUAUUCUGCGCGCUCCCAAUCGUCGCCUGACUCUUGCUCAAAUCUACAAGUGGAUUUCGGACAAAUUCUCGUUCUAUCAGUCCAAUGAUUCUGGCUGGCAGAACAGCAUCCGCCACAACCUGAGUCUCAACAAAGCGUUCAUCAAGCAAGAGCGCCCGAAAAACGAUCCUGGAAAGGGCAAUUAUUGGACCAUCGAACCUGGAAUGGAGGCUCAGUUUCUCAAGGAGAAGCCGAUCAACCGCCCUCCCAUCAUGUCGACCAUGCCCUUGACUCAGCCGGUUACGCGUCCCCCACGCUUGCACCUUCAGCCGCCGGAACCCCAGCGGGUUGAGUUCCAACCAAGUGCGCCUACUGCUAAUACCACCAUGGCGCCGCCUGCACGUGUUCCCCAGUCAAACCCCCAGGAUCUUUCUUCUGACGCGACAAUACCGGCUUCUGACCUUGCUCUUCAAGAUGACACUGAAGACGAAGCCCUCUUAACUACUCACACUGACCUCAACGCCCCUCGCUCAUCUCCCCUCCAACAACUUCGAUCUUCGCCCCCUGUUCCUCCCCCUAUGUUUCGCCGUGAUGCUACUCCUCCGACGCCAUCUCGCCCUGCCACUGCCGCUGCUAAUGGACCACGCCCAAGGAAGCGCAAGCACUCUAUCGUAAAUGAUAGCGGGUAUUUCUCGUCUCUGGAAUCAUCUGCAAUGCGACCGCAUCAAUCUGGAAAUCCAUUACCAUCUGAUCUAGAUGUUGACCUCCCACGAAUCAAGGCUGGAAGCGCCGAAGAGGAAAUUGCACGAAUUCGCAGUUCUUCGCAUGAUAUCAGCCCUAUUCGUUGCUCGUCUUUAAGGGAAACCAUCCAUCUAGUAGGCUCGUCGCCCUUGCGUAACGAGUUCAUGGCAUUAGUCCCCCCACCUCUUACUCCUGCGAUUAAAUUUAAGAAGCCAUUACGGCCGCCCCCGUCGCUGUCGCCUAAUACCAACCUCCGCAACCAUCGAAAGAAGAUUCAACAGAUGGUUAACUCUCCCAUCAAGCAUCUGGGACUGGGAGAUGAUGUGCUUCCAUGGAGCCCUGCCUUCAAUAUUCAAGACGAAGUCUUGGCACAUGAGGCAUUGGGCACUACCCCAUUCUUUGAUAUUUUCUCCGAUCAUUUUGGACCUGCUCUCUCCACCCCGACGCUGGGAUCGCCUGAAAAACGUUCGGCAAAACGCGAUCGGCUUGGUACAAAUGUUCUGACAGAUAUCACAGCCGUGUCUGGAAAUGUUCGAUUAAAUACUCCGCUAUCUCGACUUUCGAAAUCCAAGGUGAUGAAAUACUAUGAGUCACCAUGCAAACGGUCGAAUAAUUAUGUGGAGAACCCAAAUGAAGAUCUGUUUUCUUUCAAUCUUUUUAGUGAAGACGCUCUUGGAGAAGUCGAUGGCAUUGACCUUCUCCAGGGCUUCGAAAAGAUUGGGAAGCCUGCAAAAGAAGAAGCGUCUCCGAAACAGGUGAUUAAAACAGGACGCAAAGGCUCUACUCAGUUGAAGUGA